GAAAAAAAAGAUAAAAUUAUUAAGCACAUACAUGCGUCCCCUUCUCUCUUUCUAGUUUGCCAUCAUCACCGUAACUCAGUUUUCCAAUGGCUGUGACUCACCCAUCGCCGCCGCAAAAGCCGACCAGCGUUAAAGCACUAGCUGAAUCGCCUGGUUUUUCUUCUCUCCCUUCCGUUUACACUUUCCCAAAACACCCCAAUGGUGAAGUAUUUUCAGACACAAAAGAAUCAAUCCCCACCAUCGAUUUCUCUCUUCUCACCUCCAGUAACAUCGAUGAACGGUCUAAAACCAUCCAAGAGCUUGGAAAAGCCUGUAAAGACUGGGGCUUCUUCAUGGUGAUCAAUCAUGGGGUUCCGGAGAGCAUGAUGAAGGCAAUCAUUGAUGCUUGCGGCGAAUUUUUCGAGCUGACGGAGGGAGAGAAGGGAGAAUAUGAAGGGAAGUAUGUGUUGGAUCCGAUAAGAUUUGGAACCAGUUUCAACGCAUCGGUGGAUAAAAUUUUAUGCUGGAGAGAUUAUCUCAAGAUUUUUCAGCAUCCCGAGUUCCACUCACCCCGCAGGCCGCCUGCCUUCAGAGAAAUUGCUAGGGAAUACAGCAAAAGAGUCCGGCAAGUAGCCAAAGAAAUACUAAGAGGAAUAUCAGAAAGUUUGGGAUUAGAAGAUAACUACAUUGAUGAAACCUUAGACCUGCAAAACGGCCUGCAAGUCUUGGUUGCAAACUUCUAUCCGCCGUGUCCGCAGCCGGAGCUCGCGAUGGGGUUGCCGGCUCAUUCAGACCAUGGCCUCUUGACCCUCCUAAUCCAAAACCAAAUCGGUGGCCUUCAAGUGCAGCACAACGGAAAAUGGGUCAACAUCGACCCCAUCCCCAAUUCUUUUCUUGCCAACAUUGGUGACCACAUUGAGAUUUUGAGCAAUGGGAAGUACAACAGUGUUCUCCAUCGGGCCGUGGUUAAUAACAGAGAUGUAAGGAUAUCCAUAGCAAUGCCGCACGGACCGGCACUUGAUGCAGUUGUUGGGCCAGCGUCGAAGUUGGUGGAAGAUGAGCGGAACCCACCGGAAUACCGAGCGAUGAAAUACAAGGAAUAUUUAGAGCUCCAACAAGGCAGCAUGCUCAACGGAAAAUCUUGCUUGGAUAUUGUACGAAACAAAGUAAUUUAGGGACCUUUUGAUGGCACUGGAGCUCGGUGCGUUGAUAUUUUUCUAAGCGAAAAUGCCCCAAUUUAAACGCACCAUCAUCGAGGGAGUUUAGAAAUGCGUUGGACCACCAAUAAUGGAUACAAUUUCUAUUCUUUAUAUAUUAUUAUUAUUACUAUGA
Molecule: messenger RNA, 1311 nt
Organism: Hibiscus syriacus
Lineage: Eukaryota; Viridiplantae; Streptophyta; Magnoliopsida; Malvales; Malvaceae
Product: protein DMR6-LIKE OXYGENASE 1-like
Exons: 4
Coding region: 87-1154 (355 amino acids)
Source: RefSeq, a predicted model, not a curated record